Molecule: messenger RNA, 1704 nt
Organism: Salvia splendens (bonfire salvia)
Lineage: Eukaryota; Viridiplantae; Streptophyta; Magnoliopsida; Lamiales; Lamiaceae
Product: epoxide hydrolase B
Exons: 5
Coding region: 78-1187 (369 amino acids)
Cellular component (GO): chloroplast envelope
Molecular function (GO): catalytic activity
Source: RefSeq, a predicted model, not a curated record
UCAAUUUGAAAUCUCUCUCUCUCUCUGUACACACAUACAUACAUACUUAAUUGUGCUUAUUUUUCAGAGAGAAACCAAUGCAAAGAGUUGCUACAAUAAAUCAGGAUGAGACAGAUGAUCCAACUACUUUAGCUGAUUCCGAUAGCUGUUUCUCUACAUUUAAUGGGGUGCAAAUACACUACAAGAUUAGUGAUCCUUUGCAGCAGGGGACAAAAAGGGUCACUCACCCUAUCAUCUUGUUGCACGGCUUUGGCGCCUCAGUGUAUUCAUGGAGCCGAGUCAUGAAACCAUUAGCAAACGCCACCGGCUCUCAAGUUGUUGCAUUUGAUAGACCGGCCUUCGGAUUAACCUCAAGGGGGCAGACCUCAUCCGGGAGUCGACCCUUGAAUCCAUACUCGAUGAUGUUCUCUGCGUUGGCAACAAUGCACUUCAUUGACUUCUUGGGUGCUGACAAGUCCAUCCUCGUGGGCCAUUCUGCUGGUGCACCUGUAGCUGUAGACACGUAUUUUGAGGCGCCCGAGCGUGUGGCUGCUCUAAUCCUUGUCGCUCCCGCGAUUCUUGCACCUUUCUCUAUAAAGAGUGCUGUUAAAGAAAAUCAAAAGGGAAACAAUCAGAAUCAGAGGAAGAGUCUCGACUCGAAUACGAGGGACAAUUUUGUUUUCAUGUUUGGAAGUUUGUUGAUGGUGCUCACAAAAUGGAUAGGAGGCAUGAUAUACUGUCUGUAUCAGAAAACUCUCUCAGCAAUCUUGCUCUCUGCAUUUGGUUUAACUUUGAUAAGGAUGAUAAUUGAUAAAUUUGGGGCACAAGCCGUUGGCGUUGCAUGGUAUGAUUCGAAACAAGUGACAGACGACGUGUUACAAGGCUAUACAAAGCCGUUGAGGGUGAAGGGCUGGGACAGGGCGCUUUUAGAAUUCGCAGUCACGAUACUGACAGACUCAGCGUCCGUAUCAAAGGAUAAGAGGCUGAGCGAAAUCUCGUGUCCAGUUCUGAUCAUAACGGGAGACACGGAUAGGCUUGUCCCCUCUUGGAACUCUGAGAGGCUCGCGCGAGCUAUACCAGGAUCUUCCUUCCGAGUAAUUGACAAGUGUGGCCACGUGCCCCAUGAAGAAAAGGCUCACGAAUUUUUAUCUAUCGUAGACGAAUUCCUGCAGGGAGUGUUGGAGGCUCCUCCCCAGGCAGCAACUUAGAGCAAUGAAGUUGAUAUAAUAAUGUCAUGUAGUAAUAGAAUAACUCUUGUCAUGCAAACUCAUUGAUCAACUCGAAAUUCAUUAGUUUGUGUAUCAUAUCAGGGUAUGAUUUAAAUAGAAACAUUGGAAUGAGUAUGAAAUUCUAGAGCAUGUGAUCAUCUCCAAAGAUGACUGCACCCGCGGCCAAUGCUCCCGCCCCUAGUCCCAUUCCCAUUCCCAUUCCCACCCCACGCCCUGCCACGGUUGGCGUGUUCGCUAACCUACUUGUGACGGGGAAGAAGUUGGGAAUGUAUCCCACAUUAGACGGGACGGGGGCUGUGGCAGUGGCUGGUAACUUGCCCUGCUGGUGCUGGGAGUCUGAUGGUUGGUUUCUGUUUGGUGGGAUAUGCCACUAAGAUUGUCCAAGUUGAACCCCUCAUCACCACCUGCAAGAUUAGAGAGUGAGCCCAAUACAAUCAUCAAACUAUAUUCCAUUCCGUUGCUAUGCUUACUAGUGAUUAAAGAUUAUAAUUAAUCU